Molecule: messenger RNA, 2251 nt
Organism: Neolamprologus brichardi
Lineage: Eukaryota; Metazoa; Chordata; Actinopteri; Cichliformes; Cichlidae
Source: RefSeq, a predicted model, not a curated record
AUGACUCACAGUGUAGAUAAAGGCUUUAACCUCCCUGCCCUCAUCUCCUUCUACCCACAGCUUCCCAGCUACAAAAACUUCAAAGGGAUCAUCCAUGAACUGGGUCAGAACCAGUAUCUGGUCAGUGGAGAGGUGUCGGUCAUAGACAAGAACACCAUUGAGAUCACAGAGCUUCCUGUUCGGACUUGGACACAGGCGUACAAGGAGUCUGUGCUGGAGCCCAUGCUGCAGGGCACUGACAAGACGCCAGCUCUCAUCAACGAUUACAAGGAAUACCAUACAGAUGCUACAGUGAAGUUUGUGGUUCGCAUGUCUGAGGAGAAGCUGGCCCAAGCCGAGGCAGCUGGCCUUCACAAAGUCUUUAAGCUGCAGUCUAGUCUCACCUGUAACUCGAUGGUGUUGUUUGACCACAUGGGCUGUCUGAAGAGGUAUGAUUCAGUGCAGGACAUCCUGAAGGAGUUCUUUGAGCUCCGCCUGCACUAUUGCAAACUGAGGAAGGACUGGUUACUGGGCAACCUGGGCGCCGAAGCCGCCAAACUAUCCAAUCAAGCUCGCUUUGUACUCGAGAAAAUCGAAGGAAAAAUUGUAAUCGAGAACAAGUCCAAGCGAGAACUCAUCCGCAUGCUGGUGCAGAAAGGCUUUGAGUCUGAUCCAGUUGCUGCCUGGACCAAGGCUCAGGAGAAGGUAUCACAGAUGUUCUCUCAGAAUGUGGAAGCCCAGGAACGAGAGGAGCAGAGCUUAGGCAAGGCCAUCAAACUGGUGAAGGGUAAAGUGGGCAAGCCCAAAGUGAAGAAGAUGAACCUGGAGGAAACUAUGCCUUCACCGUUUGGCCGAAGGGUGGAGCCUCCGACGCAAGCAAUUAAAUCUGACGCAGCCAAAAAACUGAUCAAAAAGAAGAAGGGUGACUCAGACCCAGCACUGAAGCUGGAGUUUGACGAGGAUGGUUUGGGUGGUGAAGGCGGAGGUGGAGAAAACAUGGCAGCCAAACCGAAAGCUCCACGAGUGAAGAAGGAGAAGAAGGAGCCCGGAGCUCCUAAAGUGAGAAAACCUCCUGCACCUAAAGCUGCAGGUGCUCCUGCUAAAAAGGUAAAGAAGAGGAACCCGUGGUCUGACGACGAGUCCAAGUCAGAGAGUGACCUAGAGGACAGCGAACCCAUCAUUCCCAGAGAGACCAAGUCCCAGAGAGCGUCGGGUACGGAGGAUGAGGAAGAGGCCGAUGAAGAGGAGAACGCAGACGACGAGCCUCCUUCUUCUCCAGCGAGGUCGUUCAAAGACGACUUUGCUUUCCCUGGUGCUAAGGACCGCUACAAUGACCACAAUGAUGACAAUGAAGACGACGACAACGAUGAAGCAUACACGUCACCCAAACAAAAAGCCGUUUCAGCGACUGCAGCUAAAAAGAAAGACACAGCCAGCAUCUUCUCAUCCAAGCUAGCUGCGUCUGAAAAGAGCAAUGAAAGCGACGAAGCAAAGUCUGACAGCGACAACGACAGCAGCCCAGUGUUCACUUACUCCAGCAGCUCUGCGUUUGACAAAGCGUCUCCAGCAAAGAAAGCAGCUAAGAAGCCGUCGGAUGCAGUUCCUAAACCUAAGAAACCACCAGCACCAAAAGCAAAAAAACCUGAUAAAUCCAUUUGGGACUCUGACUCUGAUACUGGCUCUAAGAAACCAGCACCAGCUCUUAAAGGUAAAGGCCGGGGGAGGAAGAGGAAGGGCUCUGGCUCUGAGGACGAGUACAGCCCCAUGAAGAAGAUGUCAAAGCCUCCGGGGAGAAAGCCUCAGAAACCUCCGUCAGACGACGAGGACGACAGCAACAGCAUGAGCGGCCUGAGCGCUUUGACCCGCGACCGGCCAGGCCGCGCCAAAAAGGAGGUGAAGUACUUCAACGAGUCGGAGAACGAGGAAGAAGACGACGACGACAUGUUCGAUUAAAGUAGCCCGCCGUCACACAAACGCCACCUGUAUAGAAAUCUGCCCUUCCUCCUCCUCUUCCCCACAGACUUUUGUACAUUUCCUGUUACAUUUUCUUUUCAUUAAUGGUGAUGUUCAAUGAUUUUUAACGUGUAGAUGUUUUACACUUGUUAUUAUUAUACAUAUACAGGUUUCUUUUUUAUGCUCAUUGAAACGUUCUGUAUUUGUCUGAAGCAGCUUUUAGAAAUUUAGGAUGCCGUGCUUUAGCACAUUUUAAUUGUUGAAAUAAUAUGUACCUUUUGGAACAUGAAGUUGAAAGUAAACGCUGAAAUGUCCCCGA